Messenger RNA from Exophiala mesophila, 2814 nucleotides. RefSeq lists its product as uncharacterized. The transcript has 3 exons. Gene Ontology annotation, biological process: transmembrane transport. Bases 515 to 2146 code for a protein of 543 amino acids. Gene Ontology annotation, molecular function: transmembrane transporter activity. Lineage: Eukaryota; Fungi; Ascomycota; Eurotiomycetes; Chaetothyriales; Herpotrichiellaceae. The record is from RefSeq and is a predicted model, not a curated record.
GGAGGGUUUCUGCUGUUUGUCAAUCCUUCAAUAUUCCCGUCAUAUACCCGGCAGUGAACACGUUCGGGUAAGCGGCACACAGUUGGGGAACUGAUCAAAGCUUAUCUUCUCUAAUCCCAAUCUACGAGUACUCCGUACUGCGGUUCCGCACCACCUAACCAGACUACCUGUUGACUCUCAUACAUAACGAGAAACGCGUGAGAAGUUCUUCAACAUUUCCUCAAGUUGUGAUCCAGAAUAGGUCUGACAAUUGUCGUUGAUCAACAGGUGAAGCAGUGUUAUCCACGGUUUCGGCAACGUCCAUCUCGAACCGACAUCCAAAUUUAUUGUCUCGGGGUUUUCUUGUUGACUACUUAUAGUCUCGGUGUUAACAAGCCGGCAAAAUACGCGAAAAUCACCCAGUCUCCAAUUGCCGUAGACUGUGGGAUAUUGCAUCUUCUCUUAUCUCCAACUUGCUUUCUGUCUGCAUGGCAUUUAUGGGUUCCCUUUGUCAAGGAACAUAGCAUCCCUGGGCAUGGUGCUCGAAAAACAGCCCGAUCAGGAACCACCCGUCCCGCAAUGGACUUCGACGCCAACUCAUAGCUUUGAAUUUGGUCAGCCCGGCGAUCUCCAGGACGAUGGACAGAAGAAACACACGGCCAACAAUCCCAGUACUUCAUUAUGGGACAAAUUCCUCGGCGUCGUUUUUUAUACACCACCAUGGUCUCGAUACGACCCAGCUAGGCCUCCAAAGUGGUCUCUCUGGUAUAAUGUAUUGUUUGCAUUUGCAGGGGCAUUCACGGUCGGCAACCUCUACUACAGUCACCCCAUCCUCAACGUUCUUGCCGAAGAUUUCAAUGUCUCAUAUGUCGAGGUGUCGAGGUUACCGACUUUGAUGCAGGCAGGCUACUGUACAGGCUUAUUGUUCGUAUGCCCUCUUGGAGACUUGUUCAAGCGCAGGCCCUUAACCUUGACAUUGAUCUUCAUGACUGCAACCAUGUGGAUUGGAUUGUGCAUAACCACAUCAUUUUCUGCCUUUUGCAUCAUUGGAUAUCUCUCUGCCAUUACCACAGUUAUUCCACAGGUCAUGCUUCCCCUCGUUAGUGAGCUCGCACCCCCUGAAGGACGCGCUCUUGCUCUUUCCAUCACCACUUCUGGUAAUCUCCUGGGCAUCGUCAUUGCACGUAUUCUUUCGGGUGUCGUCACCAACUACACUUAUUGGCGAAACAUCUUUUGGAUCGCUCUUGCACUCCAAUAUUCUAUUCUCAUUGUUCUCUGGUUUUUCAUGCCAGACUACCCGUCUUCGAACCCUGAAGGUCUCAACUAUCUCAAAAUGUUGUGGGGCAUCCUCUUCCUCUACAAGAAACACGCCGUUCUUGUACAAGUUGGUUUGAUCAGCUACUGUAUCUCAGCCUGCUUCACCUCGUACUGGACGACAUUGACAUUUCUACUGGCCGACCCGCCUUACAACUAUCCCAGCGUCAUCAUUGGUCUCUUUGGCCUGAUUGGUAUCGCCGGAAUCAUUAUGACCCCAGUGUAUGCCAAGUACAUCAUUCAACCUUUUGCGCCAACCUUUUCCUGUUUAAUCGGAUGGGCCAUCCUCCUGGUCGGAAUCGUUGUUGGAACUUAUUCAGGGCGAUACACCGUUGUCGGUCCGAUCGUCCAAGCCUUGUCUCUGGAUGCUGGAUUUCAAAUUUGUCAAGUGGCCAACCGUGCUGCCAUUCACGCGCUUGAGCCGACUGGUCGCAACCGGGUUAACACUGCCUUCAUGCUGUUGAGCUUUCUGGGCCAGAUGACGGGCACGAGUGCUGGGGCUGAACUGUACGAGAGAGGAGGAUGGAGAGCGUCGGGCAGUCUGAGCGUGGGCUUCGUGGCUCUCAUUCUAAUUCUCUCGGUGGUGCGAGGCCCCUACGAGAAGGGAUGGUUUGGCUGGUCGGGAGGCUGGGAUAUCAGGAAGCAAAACCUUGCUCAAGCAACCGAGGUCUAUGUGUCACCAGCGGCGGCCAGAUCUGGCAAGAAAGACGUUGACGUGGAAGUUCCAAUAGCUCCUGCGAUGGCUCAAGAAGGGCAAACAAACUCCCCAGCAACUCGGGCUAGAAGUGGGGACGAAGAGAACGGGCAAUUGCCUUUGGAACCUGGAAAGACGGCCGGAACGGACAAGCCGUGAUCUAGCGAAGAUUUGAAACGAGACUACGAUUGGCCAUUUUCCGUACAAGAUGGACAUUUGUUAUGCAUGAUCAAUGCUAGCAUGAUGAUUCGGCAUGAUCACACCCAUUCCUCGUGCGGUGUCCUGUUUCUAUUUCAUUGGUGAGCGCCCAUCGGACAGACUUCGGCUAGGGGGACAGCUGGAAUUCCAUUAUAUUCAGAGCUUAUGCCAGACAGGCAUCUCGGGAAUAUUAUUCACAUGGCCCAUCACUGACCACCUCAUACUCGAUGCUAGACACGGAAAGCUGGUCAUGUGCACUCUCUUCAGUCGUGCCAUGCAGGCCAAGUGAAGAUGAUAGAGGGAUCUGUAAGGCGACCGUCUCUGUACGACCAGGAUAGAAAGUCAGAUGACCCGGCGCGCGCAGAUCGGUAUCAAGGGCGAGGAUGACCGAGUUGCGUGAAGGGGUUAUGUAGAGAUUACGAGUGGCGCUAUCAGCGUUGGUAGUCAUGUCGGUGUCGGUGUCGAUGUCGAGAUUGGGAUCGGUAUCAGCAUCGACCGCUAUGUUUGGUGAUUUCGUAGAAAUAUAAUCACCACUUUGAUCGGGUUUCGGAGUCGACACGUGCGCUUCGCCGCUGACGAGGACGAAAAACCUAUUCAACAAAGUGAGGGAACGUAUGAAUGUGCGGAGC